Messenger RNA from Oenanthe melanoleuca, 1363 nucleotides. Its product is annotated as peptidyl-prolyl cis-trans isomerase FKBP8-like. Lineage: Eukaryota; Metazoa; Chordata; Aves; Passeriformes; Muscicapidae. The transcript has 7 exons. Gene Ontology annotation, molecular function: protein binding; peptidyl-prolyl cis-trans isomerase activity. The coding region runs from base 80 to 1345 and encodes 421 amino acids. The record is from RefSeq and is a predicted model, not a curated record.
CACCCGCCGCCGAACCCCAGGCGGCCCCGGACCGAGGCCAGCAGGUAGCGGCGGGCGGCGAGGAGGGCCGGGGGCGGGCAUGCCGGGCCCGUCGCCCGGCGGCUCCCCAGAGAGGGAAACGGGGGCCGGCGGGAGGCCGCGGGGGCCCGGCCGGGACCGACGGGUGCGGUUCCGGCUGCCUCACACCGCCAUCGCGCUGCCGUCGGUGCGCGAGGAGGAGCGGCUCUUCUACCGGCGGCUGGAGGCGCUGGCGGUGCCGGGGCCCGGCGGCUUCGGGCCGCUCUUCGUUUCCGACGCUUGGAGCGACUUGACGGAGGACCGGCUGCUGCGGAAGCGCGUGGUGCGGGCCGGGCCGGGCGGGUCGCGGCCGUUGCCGGGCCAGGAGGUGUCGGUGAAGGUGCUGGGCGCCCUGGAGGACGGCGGGCUGGUGGAGCGGGACCCGCGGCUCAUCUUCGUGCCGGGUCACGGCGACGUCGUGCAGGUGAGCCCGAACCGGUGCGCGGUUCCAUGCCGUGCGGGUCAGCGCUGCCCGGGGCUCCGACCCGCCAGCCCCGCCGUGCCCGUCCACAGGCUCUGGAGCUGGGCGUCCCCACCAUGCAGCCCGGGGAGGUUGCCUUCUUCCUCGCCGCUUUCCCCUACGCCUAUGGCCACCCGGGCAGGUGACGCUGCUGGAGGUGCGGGACGGCCCCGACCCGCAGCCGCUGCCGCCCGCCGUCCGCCUGCGCCUGGGCUCGCAGCGCCGGGAGCGGGGCAACUUCCACUUCGCACGGGGCGACUUCGCGGCGGCGCUGCGAUCGUACCGGCUGUCCCUGAGCGCCCUGGACGGCCCCGCCACCGCUCUGCCCGGGCCCGAGGAGGAAGAGGAGUUGCGGGAGCAGCGCGUGAAGUGCCUCAACAACUGCGCGGCCGCCGAGCUGAAGCUGGGGCGGGCGGAGGAGGCGCUGGCGGCCUGCGAGGCGGCCCUGCGGAUCAGCCCCGACAACAACCGGGCGUUGCUCCGCCGCGGGCAGCUGCUGGCAGAGCAGGGCCGGGACGCAGAGGCGGCGCUCACCCUGAGGAAAGCCCUGGAGCUGGACCCGGCCAACAAGGUCAUCCACACCGAGCUCUCACGGCUGGCGAAGCGCCAGAGCCCCGCACCCAGCACCGCCCCGCAGAAUCCCCGCCACGACGCGAUGCCGCCGCCGAGCCCCGCAUCCCCCGCACCGCCCACGGCGGAAGGAGCGAUCUGAGCGGCCCCGCAGCGCCCCAGAGCCUGACUGAGGAGAUAGAAGAGCUCUCAUACCGCCCUCCCCGCACCGCCCCACAGUCCCUGGGGCGGAGGAGAACUGUGCGGGGGGAGGGCUGAGGGAGGAGCGGGACGAGG